Schistocerca serialis cubense is the source of this 828-nucleotide messenger RNA. RefSeq names its product peroxiredoxin-6-like. Lineage: Eukaryota; Metazoa; Arthropoda; Insecta; Orthoptera; Acrididae. Gene Ontology annotation, cellular component: cytosol; mitochondrion. Gene Ontology annotation, biological process: cellular oxidant detoxification; cell redox homeostasis. The coding region runs from base 55 to 717 and encodes 220 amino acids. The transcript has 4 exons. The record is from RefSeq and is a predicted model, not a curated record. Gene Ontology annotation, molecular function: peroxiredoxin activity.
GCUAGUCAGUCCUCAGUCAGCCGCUACUUGGUACAGAGACCCACAGGCAGCAGCAUGAAGCUCGAGAGCAUUGUACCCAACUUCACGGCGCCAUCCACGCAGGGUCCACUGGACUUCUACAAGUGGAAAGGCAACUCGUGGUGUGUUUUGUUUUCGCACCCGGCUGACUUCACGCCAGUGUGUACCACAGAGCUGGGACGCAUCGCCGUCCACAACCCAGAGUUCCAGAAGCGAGGAGUCAAGCUGCUGGCGCUCUCCUGCGACAAGCUCAAGGACCACGUCGACUGGGUCAAUGACAUCAAGUCGUACUGCAAGGACAUUCCGGGGGACUUCCCGUACCCCAUCGUCUCCGACGAGACGCGCGAGCUGGCCGUCAAGCUGGACAUGAUCGACGAGCGCGACAAGGACAACGUGGAGAAGGCGAUGACGGUGAGGGCCAUGUACGUCAUCGGACCGGACAACCGACUUCGCCUGUCCAUGGUGUACCCCGCGUCCUGCGGCCGGAACGUCGAUGAGCUGCUGCGCGUGAUCGACUCCCUGCAGCUGACGGACCGGCUGAAGGUGGUGGCCACUCCCGCCAACUGGACGCCCGGCACCAAGGUGAUGAUCCUGCCGCACGUGCCCGACCAAGACCUGCCCAAACUCUUCCCUGGCGGCGUCGAGCGCGUCUCCAUGCCCUCCGGCAACAACUACGUGCGCACCACCACCGACUACUGAGACAACCCAGUUGUACAAGUCGUAAUACUCGUAUUACUGUUGUUUGUGUACCAAAUGUAUUUGUUUUAAAAAUACAUCUUUAAUAAAAGUACUACAAAUAGUUUUUCUUUU